UAAACCCCAUUUCCACCUUCGUUAGACCACCCACAAUCCCCUUCUUUCCCCCCCUCUCCAAACCUUAACACCACCAGCCACCAAUUAUGGCGUCAGGAAUCACCGCUGCCACCGUAUCCAAGCCCUCCGGGUACAGCUUCACCUCUCAUCUCCUUCAAAAACCAAUAACAACAACCUCACUUUCCCUUCCUUUUAUCCGACACCAAAACCUUCUACACUAUGGAUUCAAAGUUCCAAGAAAAACAAGCUUUGCUGUUUGUUUUGUAGUUGAAGAUCAAACGAAACCAAUUAGUGCCCAUCUCGAGAAUCAACAAGAAGAAGAGCCUAAAGAUGUUAACAAGAACCAGAUCUUGACGCCUCGCGUGGCUGAAAGAUUGGCAAGAAAGCAAAGAGAAAGAGAUACUUAUUUGAUUGCAGCUGUUAUGUCUAGUUUGGGGAUUACUUCCACGGCCGUCUUGGCUGUUUAUUAUAGGUUUUAUUGGCUCGAGGGAGGGAAAGUGUCUUGGCCUGAAAUGUUUGGUACAUUUGCCCUUUCAGUGGGUGCUGCUGUGGGGAUGGAAUUUUGGGCAAGAUGGGCUCAUAAAGAACUUUGGCAUGCUUCUUUGUGGAACAUGCAUGAGUCUCACCAUAGACCAAGAGAUGGGCCAUUUGAGCUAAACGAUGUGUUUGCCAUAAUCAAUGCAGUCCCGGCAAUUUCCCUUGUCGCUUAUGGUUUCUUUAAUGAGGGCCUUGUACCUGGUCUUUGUUUCGGUGCUGGUCUAGGAAUUACAGUGUUCGGCAUGGCCUAUAUGUUUGUCCAUGAUGGUCUUGUUCACAAGAGAUUUCCAGUAGGGCCCAUUGCAGACGUCCCAUAUUUCACCAGGGUAGCAGCAGCUCACCAGAUCCACCACUCAGAUAAAUUCAAUGGCGUCCCAUAUGGGUUGUUUCUAGGGCAUAAGGAAAUUGAGGAAGUUGGAGGCCAAGAAGAAUUGGAAAGGGAGAUCAACAGGAGAACCAAAUCAUCCAAGGGGUUAUGAUUAGUUAAAUCUGCCAAAUUGGGAAAAAUUUUGGAUCAAUUCUCAAUGUUAGAGCCACAGCCAAGUCAAUAAUAUGAGAAAAUAUUUUCAGUUUGAUUGCUAGUUCCAUACCCCACCGGAAGAAAUUAGAUAUGUAGGAUGAUGACUCUAUUGAAUGUGGGGGACUAUAUACUAAAAAAAAAAAAUUAUUGCAAAGAUUGCAUGUCUCAUACUGUUAUAGCACCCCUCAGAUGUUUGAACCUAAAAUGAUUUUGAGCAUUGCUGCUUACAUAUCUUAAGCUUGUAAUUGUGUGUAAUUUGUACAAAUAUCCUAUAUUGUAAUGAAAUAAACGAGAGAAUAGCUCCUGUUGUCCUUAA
Messenger RNA from Populus nigra (black poplar), 1373 nucleotides. RefSeq names its product beta-carotene hydroxylase 2, chloroplastic-like. The coding region runs from base 87 to 1016 and encodes 309 amino acids. The transcript has 7 exons. Gene Ontology annotation, molecular function: beta-carotene 3-hydroxylase activity; iron ion binding. Lineage: Eukaryota; Viridiplantae; Streptophyta; Magnoliopsida; Malpighiales; Salicaceae. Gene Ontology annotation, cellular component: chloroplast. The record is from RefSeq and is a predicted model, not a curated record. Gene Ontology annotation, biological process: carotene metabolic process; xanthophyll biosynthetic process.